UGUGUGUGUGCGAUCUCUCCCUCUCUCAGGACAUCAGAUAACCUGGCCAAUGAGCAGAAAUUUCACGGAAUCACCAACCUUGUAGAACACCCAACUCAGAUCAGCCCUCCGGUGGACACGGACAAGCCGGUGACCCUGGGGGUCUACCUGACCAAGAAGGAACAGAAGAAGCUUCGACGGCAGGCGCGCAGGGAGGGGCUGAAGGAGAUGCAGGAGAAGAUACGGCUGGGUCUCAUGCCCCCCCCCCGGCCCACAGUGCGGAUCUCGAACCUGAUGCGGGUGCUGGGCACGGAGGCGGUACAGGACCCGACUAAAGUGGAGGCUCACGUGCGGGCACAGAUGGCCAAGAGGCUAAAAGCUCACCAGGACGCCAACAGUGCCCGCAAACUGACGGCCCAUCAGCGGAGGGAGAAGAAGAUGAAGAAGCUGAAAGAAGACUUGUCGCAGGGCACCCACAUUGCUGUCUAUCGAAUCCGAAACCUCAGUAACUCAGCAAAGAAGUUCAAAGUGGAGACGAACGCAGCCCAGCUCUACCUCAGUGGAACCGUGGUCCUGCACAAAGAUGUGAACGUGGUGGUGGUGGAGGGCGGUCCGAAGGCACAGAAGAAGUUUAAGCGUCUGAUGCUGCACCGGGUCAAGUGGGCGGAGCAGACCAGUUCCCGUGACGACGACGACGAUGGGUCCGACGAUGAUGCUGUGAAGAAGGUGAACAAGUGCGCGCUGGUGUGGGAGGGCACGGCGAAGGAGAGGAGCUUUGGUGACAUAAAGUUCAAGCAGUGCCCGACGGAGAGCAUGGCACGGGAACACUUCAAGAAGCACGGGGUGGAGCACUACUGGGACCUGGCCCUCAGCCAGUCAGUGCUGGAGGUCACCGAGGACUGAGAGACAGACCCCCACCGCCACAGCGACCCCCCCUCCCGCCGCGCCUGGGGGAGGGGGCAACGACUCGCACCGUGUCGGGCACACGCCCUCCAUUCCGCCGGACGGGACAUCAGGGUCUUAGCCCCACCCCCCCUCCCCCCCCCCCCACUGCUCGCCUGCCUCUGCCCCACUCCAUAGGUGUGCACCGACUCUCCGCUCUUCACAAGGAACUCUCGUCCGCACCUCGAUGGAAGGAGGGGCGAUGGCCGUGGCGUUCACACCACUCAACGCCUGGCUGACCCGUCUCCCCAUGUACGGGCUCGAUUACUCCCGUCACACAGCUCCCCGUCACACUGACCAGGCUGCUUCCCUUCCCUUCCCUCUCCUUCCCUCCCCUCCCCUCCGUUCCUCUACAAGAGCGAGCUUCGCUCUGUGUCUGACCCCAGGGAGUGUGUGAUGGGACAGUGCAGAAGGGGCCUCACUCUGUGUCUGACCCCCGGGGUCGGUGCAGAGGGGGCUUCGCUCUGUGACUGACCCCGUCCGUGCCUGUCCGGACUGCGUGUCUGAUGGGAGACUGUGAAAGGAACCUACACUGCCGUGGAUGGGCAUGGGAAGUUGCUGCAAGUCAGACGUAUUGUAACUGGGACGUGUGUGCAGACAGUGGGGGGUGUAUUGUUACAGGAUGGUCUUUUGCCACGUGUGUGUGUCCUCACUAAUCAUCGUUCAGCUUUCCACGGAGCAAACCUCAGCGACAACAGGCCGGGGGAGGUGGCAGCUGCGUAGAACUCUGCCACCAGUGUGCGGACUGACUGGCGUUCCAUAGUAAAGAUGAAACUUCUCCCUUGAGGGACCGAGCUUGUACCGCAGGAGCUGCUGCUCAGCAGUUGCUCUGUGCCUUAAUCCUCGUUCAUCAGCUCACAGCGUGGUCACCCUGUGGCUGAGAUCAAAGCGUGACUCCGGUAAAGAGGGUGGGUGUGGUGGGAUUUAGGUCCAGGCAAGGCUGAGGGCUAUUCUUCAUCCACCACUUGGUUCUCGUCAGGAGUUCCCGACUGGUCUAAAUGCGAUGGAACCCCCUUGUUUAACUGUGUUACACUGUAGUGUGCAGGGCCUGAGGGGUUAGUUGGGACUUGGGAGUGAGGUGGGGAGGGUUUAUAAGGUGAGCUGGUCCAAGGGCGGUGGGCUGCAGUCGUCCCUUGGUCUGUGCCACUACCAUCAGUUUUACUUUCUUCCCCAACUUGCUCUAGAAUCUCACAGUAUUAAAACCAAACCAAAAGUCGGGACAAAACGCUAGCUGGGAAUGUAUCCCGAGUCUGAACCCUUUACCUGCAACAGAUUGGAUGGCAACUUCCGACAGGGAAUGGGAUACGUUCCUUAAAGGGGUGAAAAUGCGCGGCAGGGUGGAGUGGUUGAUCAGAGGGGGGGGGGGGGGGGGGCAAACGCGGGCUUGACGGACCGAUCGGCCUCCCCGCAAGUUUACUUUGAACUGGAAGACAACAUGAACAGGCGGCCACACUCAGUGGGGGCCAGAAUAGUUCCAUCGUUCCACUGUCUCGGAGGGCUCAAGAAGUCCACGUACCAGGAGACGGUGGGGUGGUUUGUGUGGAGAGCCAACUGUUAGAUAUCCAAUUGCAGGCAGUGAUGGCUGCUAUUUUGUUGUAUCUAUUUUAUCAAUAAAUUUUGUUUCCGCAAAGGCAAA
Amblyraja radiata (thorny skate) is the source of this 2557-nucleotide messenger RNA. It is a transcript of the gene prpf3, whose product is annotated as PRP3 pre-mRNA processing factor 3 homolog (yeast). The record is from RefSeq and is a predicted model, not a curated record. NCBI's taxonomy places the organism in Eukaryota, Metazoa, Chordata, Chondrichthyes, Rajiformes, Rajidae. Gene Ontology annotation, biological process: mRNA splicing, via spliceosome. Gene Ontology annotation, cellular component: U4/U6 x U5 tri-snRNP complex. The annotation marks the transcript as partial. The transcript is spliced from 8 exons.